AUCCCCCCCACAGCCCCGGGGGUGCCGUCGGGAUGUUGGAACAGGGAUUCGGGAGUGUUAAUGUGGGGGUAUUGGUGCGACCUGGGAGAUCCGGAUAGUCAGAGCCGCCUCUCGCUCCCGACAGGCGCCAGGCCACGCUGCCCCAUCCCUCGGCCUCACCGGAGACACGUAGUGGAGUGUUGGGUCUCUCCCUCAGAGCAGAGGCCAUGAAGAUUAACCAGGACACGGUUCUGCGAGGAAAGAAGGAAGUGUUGGGGUCAGGAAAGGUGCUGACUUCCAGCUGCAGGGCCUGCGCCCCAUGUGAAUCAGUCAAGAGAGGUGCCCUUCGUGCCCAGCAGCACCAUCCCUGUGCCAGCCCUGCUGUCAGGGAGAGAGAGCUUCGCCUCUGCCACUGGGAAAUGCCUGGCUGUGAGUGAACAUUCUGUUCAUUGAGGCCUUUCCCUGGUGAUGGUGGAAGAGCAAAGCUUCAGCAUGUAAAGCCAGGGUGGAUGUUUGAUAAAUUAGGCAUGCCAACAGUUUGUAAAGCAAAUCAGCACAAAGAUACCAGUGUUAGUGUUCAGUCAGUGUCCAGGAGGUGCUGUGGGAUGAAAUGCACCAGAACUCAAAAGCAUCAGGUUUGCUCUGGGCACUCCAGACAAAACCACAGGAUGGGCAAACCUGAAUUUCCACAGAGAAAUCUCUGGAAAUUCCAUCUGUGUUAGAUAGGAGACUUGUGGAAACAUUUUACAUUGCCACAAAAUCUGGGCUGGUGUUUGCAGAGCUGCUUUGUGAUGGCCUGAGCCCUGGAGCACGGGGAGGGAUCCUGCUGUGGUGCUGCGUGAUGUGGGUUUGGGUCCAUUGCCAGGUACCACGAGUGGAUGCAGUCAGAGGAGCUGCAGCGACUGACAGCCUCGGAGCCCCUCAGCCUGGAGCAGGAGUACGAAAUGCAGCACAGCUGGCGGGAUGAUGCGGACAAGUGCACCUUCAUUGUGCUGGACUCAGGACGCUGGCCUGGGCAGGCAGAGGAGAACUCUAUGGUGGGGGAUGUGAAUCUCUUCCUCACCAACACUGAGGACCCGACUCUGGGCGAGAUUGAAAUCAUGAUUGCAGGUCAAGUUCUGCUUCAUAGCUUGGGGCUCUAUCACUGUGGCUGCAUGCUGCAGACAGAUGUUGAUGUUCCUAUAUCAGCUUUUUAUUCUCAUGCUUUACCAUGGCUGUUCAGCCCUGAUAAGUCCAUGGUGUGUCCAGGUCACAGCCUCUUCUCAGAAGUGUCUGGUGUGGCUGGUUUGUCUGUCCUAACUGGAUGCUCUCUCUGUGCUCUUUCAGAGCCCAGCUGUCGUGGCAGAGGAUUUGGCAAGGAGGCAACUCUGCUGAUGCUGGCCUAUGGAGUGAAAAAACUGGGGAUCACCAAGUUUGAGGCUAAGAUUGGCCAGGAAAAUGAAGCCAGUAUCUGCAUGUUCAAAAAGCUUCACUUUAAGGAGGUUGCUGUGAACAGCAUUUUCCAGGAGGUGACGCUGAGGCUGGAUGUCAGUGACCAGGAGAGACGGUGGCUCCUGGAGCAGACAAACCACGUGCAGGAGAAGAGCUACGCUGAGCUGAAGCAGCCAGCUGGGGCGCUGGACAGCUGACAGACACCUCCAGACACCGGCUGGGCUUCCAGGGAGAAGUUGGACGUUGUUUUAAGGUCUGGGUGUGGAGGACACCAGUGAGGCAACAGGGGAACUGUUUUCCUCUGUCUCCUUCAGCUGCUUUGUCAUCUUGUCAACUUUGCACUUUGCUCUGCCAGCCAGGAUUACUGCCUGAAACUUGGACCUGUGGAUCAGCCACUAACUCACAGGUUUGGCUAGGAAUGACUCUCAUUUUGAUGUGCUGUUCCAACAGAGCCUAAAAUUGCCAGAAGUUGAUUCCUGGACAAGCAGAAACUUCUCUCACUGCUCUUAAAUCAGGAUACUGGCAGAUCAGACUUUUUUAACUCUUCAAUUAAAAAAAAAAAAAAAUCUGUAGUGCCUGAGCACUAUGUGGGGCUCAGCUGCUCUCUUUGGCAGAUCAAGGAGUGGUUUUGAAGUUGUAAAGGACAGCAGAGACUCUUUAAAGCCAGUUUCCUGGGGUCUGGUAGGUUACAGGGGGGCACUGCUGGGUCCUGGCAGGGAGAAGCCCAGAUGUGGGCAAGCACAAACAAAGGGCAAGUUAAUAUGAUGGAAAUUGUUGAUAUUGGCUGAUCAAGACUAGAGCUGAGCCCCACCAUGAUGAGGGGGCUGAGAACUGCAGGUGGCUUCUGAGACAAACCCCCUUCAGCCUCAGGGCUGUGCUCCAGAUCUGAAAACCUCAGGCCAGCAGUGAUAUUGCUCUUCAUUUUCCUUGGCUACUUUGAUGAAAGCAAGGAGAACACACUGAAAGGAGAUAGCUUCCUUCUUCCACUAGCUCAGGACUUGCUCUGCUGACCCUGGAGGCUUCAUUUGCUGUUCUCCACUAAAAUAAAUAUGAAUGUGGGGAAAAUAUCUCUUACUGGGGAGCAGAUAUAUUUAGGGCAGGAGUUAUCCAGCAUCUGCUGCAGUAGAUACCCGUGGAUGAAAAAGAGGCACUUGCCUGACUCUCACUGGACAAACUUCUCUGUGCAGUUACCCAGCCUGACCUCUCCUGCCCUACACAGGCUGUCCACAGCAGGGAAGCUGCUAAGAGGAGAGGACAGAAGGUAAGAAGGAUAACUGAUGCUCCUGUGUGUUUUCCUGCUGUAACAGCAGCUGUAAUGGCUAAUCCUAGACCAAAAAUUACCUGUUUCUGUGAUGGAGGAUCAGGAAAUAACUCAGAUUUGCCCAGGGAUAUUUUGGAGAUUGGCAGUCUGUGGAAUUUUUAGUGUUGCCGUGCCUGUAUUUUUAGGGCCUGGGGGCUUUAACUUUCCAAUUUUAGCUAAUUUAAAUACAUGAUUCCUGUGACUAAUAUUAAAGCUAAGCAUGGGACCAGUGUAUCAUGGCAUUUUAAACAAGUAUUUCGUAUGAAUUUAGUUGUAGUGAAAGCUUUGUGUGGUAAUAAAGUGAAGAGCAGCUCUACGUCCUGCUGGGAUUACCAUGACAAGGGUUACUAAUCCUCCUGCUCCUCGCAGAGAUGGAUUCUGUCUCCUCCAGAUCGAGAUUUACAGAACCUGCUGGGUGAACUGCUGGCUCUGGUGCUCCUUCCAUGAAGUGUCUCAUCCCUCUGCCAGAGGAGCAAAGCCAGACCAGCAGGAGAGAUGUAGCUGGGAUGGGAUUUCCUCCCUUAAAACCUGGCCAAGGUGGGGAAAAAAAUUUCUUUUAACCUCUGCUGCCAGGGGGAAUGGGCAGGGUGAUGUCCUGUCAGCUCCCCGUCCCCAGCUGGUUGCUCUGGAGCCAGCGAGGGCCCUGCUUGGCAUCCCUGGUCCCCGGCAACGCCGGCGCUGCCCCGGCUCCACAGGCGGCUGGGAACAGCCUUUUCCUGGCAACCCAAAACAAAGUUGGGUCUGUCCUGGAGCUCAGCCCGCCCCAAAGGCUGGGGAGAAGAGUCCCGGCAGGGCUCAAACAGGCUUCCCACAGGGAACCAGUGCCCAGCUGCUCUGACCAGGCCAAGAGGCAAAAAAUGCUGCUGGGACCCACUGGGUGUCCCCACUCCUGCCCUGCCCCAUCCUGUGCCAUCCGUCCCAGGCAGGGUGUCCUGCUGCCCCAACAGGAUGCGGAUGGGAAAACGGGAUGGGAGCUCACCUUCUCUCAGAGGACAUGUCUUGGGAGAAUGAGACAGGUUGGAAUGGACUCCCCCAGCUUUCAGGAGGAAGUGACAGCCUGCACAUCCCCUGGAAAUCUGGUGGCACUUUGUCACCUGGGUGUCAUUUGAGGUGCAAAGAUCUGUGACCAUUCGUGUGCUUAGGUGGAAGAGCUGCUUUGCAGAUUUGGAGCACAAAACAAAAGCGUGCAUUAAGGGAGGAAGCAAAGAUUCCAGACAGACAGGCACAGCCCUGCCUUGUCCUACUGUGCCACCAGUACGGCCCCACUGAGCCACCCAGGGCUACAUCCAUUCAUUCAGGGGAACAAGCACCCCUUUCCUCACCAAUCCCCCCCCUACCUUCCCUCAACCCAGGCUCAUCCCAAAAACUCCCAUAGAGGCUGGGGGCACAUUUGGGCUGCCCCUGACAGAGCUGCUGCCCUCCAGCCUGGCCAGCAGACCCAGAUUACAGCUUUGCAUCACCCCCCUCC
This is a messenger RNA of Cinclus cinclus, 4178 nucleotides long. RefSeq names its product N-acetyltransferase 9 (putative) (gene NAT9). Gene Ontology annotation, molecular function: N-acetyltransferase activity. The coding region runs from base 858 to 1607 and encodes 249 amino acids. The transcript has 5 exons. Gene Ontology annotation, biological process: protein acetylation. The record is from RefSeq and is a predicted model, not a curated record. NCBI's taxonomy places the organism in Eukaryota, Metazoa, Chordata, Aves, Passeriformes, Cinclidae.